Molecule: messenger RNA, 6487 nt
Organism: Xiphias gladius (swordfish)
Lineage: Eukaryota; Metazoa; Chordata; Actinopteri; Istiophoriformes; Xiphiidae
Product: glutamate receptor ionotropic, kainate 5-like
Exons: 21
Coding region: 1-3528 (1175 amino acids)
Biological process (GO): synaptic transmission, glutamatergic; monoatomic ion transport; modulation of chemical synaptic transmission
Cellular component (GO): presynaptic membrane; plasma membrane; kainate selective glutamate receptor complex
Molecular function (GO): kainate selective glutamate receptor activity; transmitter-gated monoatomic ion channel activity involved in regulation of postsynaptic membrane potential
Source: RefSeq, a predicted model, not a curated record
AUGACCUUCCUCAGCGGUGGUGACUCCACCUGUCCUCCGGGUGGCGCUACGGGUGGCGGUACAGGCGGCCAGCAGACCAUUCUCCAUGAGGAGCAGUGGAAGAUGCCGGCUCUGCCAGCACUGCUGCUGUCGAUUUACGUCGCCGUCCUGCUGCUGACCAUGGCGCCGCUCUCCUUCAGCCAGGCCAACACCCUCUCUGCCGUCCGGAUGGGUGAGUACCGCCACUGUGGGCUGAAGUCCCCCAGUCGCUCUCGUCGUCUGCAUUCUGCCCACUCUCCGAUCGUGCCGUCGCAUUUUUCUGCGUGCGCCAAAUGCAAAGCAGCGGCCAUCUUGGAUGACCACUCAGUGUGCGGUCGUGGUGAGCGUCUGGCGCUGGCACUGGCGAGGGAGAACAUCAACAGUCUGAUGGAGGGCUCCUCCCAAGCGAGGGUGGAGGUGGACGUCUACGAGCUGCAGAAGGACUCCCAGUAUGACACCACUGACACCAUGUGUCAGAUCCUGCCGAAGGGUGUGGUCUCAGUGAUCGGGCCCGCCUCCAGUCCUGCCUCCGGGUCCACCAUCAGCCACAUCUGCGGGGAGAAAGAGAUCCCUCAUGUGAAGAUUGGUCCCGAAGAAACCCCGAAGCUGCCCUACCUUCGCUUCGCUUCAGUGACGCUCUACCCGAGCAACGAGGACCUGAGCCUGGCCAUCGGAUCCAUCCUGCACUCCUUCGGCUACCCAACAGCCAGCCUCAUCUGUGCCAAAGCAGAGUGCCUGCUGCGAUUGGAGGAGCUGGUCCGCCGCUUCCUCAUCUCCAGGGAGACGCUGUCGGUGCGGAUGCUGGAUGACAGUCUGGACCCCACCCCUCUGCUGAAGGAGAUCCGUGACGACAAAGUGGCCACCAUCAUCAUCGACGCCAACGCCUCCAUUUCCUACCACAUCCUCAGGAAGGCGAACGAGCUGGGGAUGACGUCCGCCUUCUACAAGUACAUCCUCACCACCAUGGACUUCCCUCUGCUCCGGCUGGACGACGUGGUGGGCGAUCAGUCCAACAUCGUGGGCUUCUCCAUGCUGAACAGCAGCCAUCCCUUCUACCUGGAGUUCAUCAGGAGCCUCAACCUGUCCUGGAGGGAAGGCUGCGAUAUCAGCCCGUACCCCGGACCGGCGCUUUCGUCGGCCCUGAUGUUCGAUGCAGUCCAUGUGGUGGUGAGCGCCGUGCGGGAGCUGAACCGCAGUCAGGAGAUCGGGGUGAAGCCGUUGAGCUGCACCUCUCCACUCAUCUGGCAGCAUGGAACCAGCCUCAUGAACUACCUACGCAUGGUUGAGUACGAUGGUCUGACGGGUCACAUUGAGUUCAACAGCAAAGGCCAGAGGACCAAUUACACUCUGAAGAUCCUGGAGAAACACCCCGGGGGCCAUAAAGAGAUUGGUACCUGGUACUCCAACAACACGUUGGCCAUGAACUCCACUUCCCUGGACCUCAACGCAUCAGAGACGCUGGCUAACAAGACGCUGAUAGUCACCACAAUACUGGAAAACCCGUACGUCAUGCGUAAGUCCAACUACCAGGACUUCCAGGGUAACGAUCAGUACAAGGGUUUCUGUGUGGACAUGCUGCGGGAGUUAUCGGACAUCUUGAAGUUCUCCUUCAAGAUCAAACUGGUGGACGACGGGCUGUACGGAGCCCCGGAGCCCAACGGCAGCUGGACUGGCAUGGUGGGAGAGCUGAUCAACAGGAAAGCGGACCUGGCAGUGGCCGGCUUCACCAUCACCUCAGAGAGAGAGAAGGUGAUCGACUUCUCCAAACCCUUCAUGACUCUGGGGAUCAGCAUCCUCUACCGAGUUCAUCUGGGUCGUAAACCAGGUUACUUCUCCUUCCUGGAUCCCUUCUCUCCAGCUGUCUGGCUCUUCAUGCUGUUGGCUUACCUCGCCGUCAGCUGCGUCCUCUUCCUCGCCGCCAGGCUCAGUCCCUAUGAAUGGUAUAACCCUCACCCGUGUCUGCGGGAGCGGCGGGACGUCCUGGAGAACCAGUACACGUUGGGGAACAGCCUCUGGUUCCCGGUGGGCGGCUUCAUGCAGCAGGGCUCAGAGAUCAUGCCCCGGGCUCUGUCCACCCGCUGCGUCAGCGGAGUCUGGUGGGCCUUCACCCUCAUCAUCAUCUCGUCCUACACGGCCAACCUGGCAGCGUUUCUCACCGUCCAGAGGAUGGAGGUUCCCAUCGAGUCUCCGGACGAUCUGGCCGACCAAACCAACAUCCAGUACGGCACCAUCCACGGGGGAUCCACCAUGACCUUCUUCAUGAACUCGCGGUACCAGACGUACCAGCGGAUGUGGAACUACAUGUACUCCAAGCAGCCCAGCGUGUUCGUGAAGAGCACCGAAGAAGGCAUUGCCCGCGUCCUCAACUCCAAGUACGCCUUCCUGAUGGAGAGCACCAUGAACGAGUACUACCGCAGCCUCAACUGCAACCUCACGCAGAUCGGAGGACUGCUGGACACCAAAGGAUACGGCAUCGGCAUGCCUCUGGGCUCUCCGUACAGAGAUGAGAUCACCCUGGGGAUUUUACAGCUGCAGGAGAGCAACAGGCUGGAGAUCCUGAAGAGACGCUGGUGGGAGGGAGGACAGUGUCCCAAAGAGGAGGACCACCGAGCCAAGGGUCUCGGCAUGGAGAACAUCGGUGGGAUCUUCGUGGUCCUGAUCUGCGGCCUCAUCAUCGCCGUCUUCGUGGCCAUCAUGGAGUUCGUCUGGUCGACGCGUCGAACUGCCGAGACGGACGAGGUUUCUGUCUGUCAGGAGAUGUUGACGGAGUUUCGUAACGCCGUCUCCUGUAAGAAGAGUUCCCGCUCUCGUCGCCGCCGGCCGCUGAGCAACACUGGGGGUGGAGUCCUGCGUCACCCAUCCCGCCUGGCUCUGGCUGCUCCUCGCCCCAUCCGUCUGGUCCGCGAGAUGCGUCUCAGCAACGGCAAAUUGUACAGCGGCGCCGGUCCGCUGACGGGCGGGCUGGCGGGGCUGGGGGGAGGUAUGGGAGGAGGCCCCGAUUUGGGCCCGGGGCCACAGAGGCUGCUGGAGGACCCGCUAGGAGCCAACGCCACCACCAGCACGCCUCCUCCCCCUCCCCCGGCGUCAGCCCUGGUGGCUCCUCCCGCCCCGCCGCGCGGCUUCCUGCAGGGCUGCAGCCAUGUACGAAUCUGCCAGGAGUGCCGGCGGAUCCAGAGCCUGCGUCCGGCCACCCUCACACCUCCCCCGCCUCCUCCGCCCUCCUCAUCCUCCUCUGCCUCCUCCUGCUCGCGGAUCCCACCCUCGGUUGCGACGCCAGGGCACCACCAUCGCCACAACCCCUUCCAUCUCCACUACCACCAUGGCUCCAUGUCGCUGCCCCGUCUCCCGCCGCCACCUCCCCCGAUGCCGACAGACAGAGCUGACAGUGAUGGGGGUGGGGGGGCCGCGAGCCCUCAGUGGGCCAAAACCAAACCAGUUCCACCGCCCAGACCACUGCCCCCCACCAAAAUGCCCUCACACCCGCCAACAGACUUACUAGGGGGGCACUGAGCUGAGGGACACUGUGAGAGGGGUCUCUUUACAUUUUGGCCCCAACGACAGCUGGAUCAGUCCAAACCAACCUUUCAGCAGGGGUGGAGGGAAGAAACCAUUUUGACCCGUUUGCAGGGUCUUUCACUAAGACAAAGCCACAUGGGUUCAGUGGAUCAUACCAGUAACCUUUCCGCUGGGGUUGACGGAUCAAACCACUUCGACCUGUCAGCAGGAAGGACAAGACACGUGUUCCAUUUUGAAUUAAACCAGCUGAGACGUUCGCAGCCUUUGGAUCGCAGGGCUGCAGAGGAUGGACAAACCGGUACUGGCCGCCAAAUGGACGUCAUCCUGGGGUCUCGUUUGUUGAACCCAUGUUCAGUCCUCGCACUCUUGCCUCAGCCAAUCAUCAGGCUCUGUGCCAAGCGAGGAGGACUCAGAGACACAGAGAGACUGAGUUUAUCAGCACUCUGAAGUUUUACUGUUUGUACAAAACACCUGGUUCAGUAUUCGGACGGACGGACGGACACACACACACACACACACACACACACACCACACAGUAGCAGAGCAGCUGUACAGUUUUCAUGGUCAUCUGUCAAUCAUUCGGACGUCUGUGGAGGAUGUAGCUCUUAACAACCCUGAUGCUGUUUGAACAGACUCCUGCUGAGCGGCGCUUGUGAUCCACAAAGCAGAGAAACAGCCACAUCAACACUCACCUCAAGUGUGCGAAGCUGUGCCGGGGUUACUCUUAUUUUACAUGUAGCGUCUAAUUCACCAAACAAAGGCUGAUGCAUGACAGGGCGUCCUAAAGUAUGAAACUAAUGGACAGGGAGGAGACGAAUGAAAACGUUUCCUUGCCAGGUUCGUUGUUUUCGUAUAUAAAGGGGGGUUGACGUUCAGGAGCCAAUUAAUGGGACAAAUGACAACCAUGUGACCACGAGACCGGCAACAAAUGGUUCCAGCACAUAACUCUCCCUAAGCCACAAACUGUCAUUUUUACUGUUCUGUUUGAGGACUGAUUGAACAACAUGUUAAUCAAUGAGCUUUAGAAAUGUUGGUAGGUGUGUUUUUUGAACUUUGGACCGAGCCAGGCUAGCUGUUUCCCCCGUUUUCCAGUCUUCAUGCUAAGCUAAGCUAAUCACAUCCUGACAUGAGACUGAUCUCCUUCUAAACAUUUCACUCUCAGAAACAAAGAAAAUAAGUGUAUUUUCCAAAAUGCUGAGCUGUUCAUCUAAGGUUUGAACAGAGUGAACUGUACUCUGCCGCCAAAGAGCAAGGCAGCAUCUACUGCAUUGCUUUUCAAAGUAAAAGUCAUAAGAAUCCCAUGUACCCAUAACAGAUUUGUCUAAAUGCAAAUUCAAUUUGACAUCUGAAUGACACGACCAAAACAACUAAAGUACUGGUCCAGUUCCGGCUGCUGGCCCGACUGGUGCUAAUUGGAGCUACCCCAAACCCAGACCAAAUCUGGCAGCCAUAUCUGGACCACAGCAGGGUUACGUUUGGAAACAACGCCAGAACACAGCCGAGUGUCCAGAUUUGAAGAGCUGUUACAUACGCUGACUUUAAGGGACAGUCUGAUAAUCAUUAGGGACAGUUCUUUUGGCCAGAGGGAGGUGGUUCUUUUUUAUUUUCUCACAGCAGAAUUACAUUUUAAUUGUAGCCUUCCCUUGCAAGAUUUAGUGUAGUGAAUUGUAUUCUAAUUUUUUUCCUCUUCUAAUGUGCAAAUUGGCGGCUAUUGUGACAGUUUAAAGGUUUAAAGUGAAGUACACCAAUUAAGUUUGUUUAUAGUGGUGAAACGAGUUGGAGCAAUGGCUGCACUGCUAUAUUAUGAACUGCUGUUAUUUUGAGAUUUUUUUGGGGGGGGGGUUUGUUGGUCCUUUAAAUAGUGAAACCUAAGGUUAAGCCUCUCUCCCAAAUCAAGACAUUUUCAUACAGUCUCUAAACUACCUUUAGUAUAGUUUGGUAUAUUUUAGGCGACUAUUAAAGUUGUUUUUGGCCUGUUUUGAUCAAAGUGCAGGGUGUAACCCCCCCCCCCAAACAGUCAGUGGAGCACAGUCAGACAGGCACGAAUGAACUUGGGAGGGCAAACUGGAAAAGAAAAAAAAAAAAAGCUAAAGUUGUGAUUGUGAUUUCCUUCCUUUCAACGUGUCCAAUAUAAGUAUUGCUCGUUUUCUUUUUCAUGGGAACCUUGAGACUUUGAGUUCUUUUAAAUUGAUAUCACGACGAUUCAUGCACCGCUUUGAAGUUCAAAGGUCAGCUGCCGGCAGUCUCCCAGAUCCAUACACAUGUCAACAAAUCGUAUUGAAUGAUUACACAACGUAAGUGCUGAUAUUGAUUGUCAAUUCCAGAUGUAAUUGCUUUACAGUCGCCCGGGUGCAAUGUAGAAAAAAAAGGAGCCAAAUAGAAAAUCAACUCCUACACAUUUCUUCAACGAUACGGUUUGGAAACAUUGUUUUGUUUUUAAGACCAGUGCCUGUAGUUUUAUUAUGGUUUGGUUUUUUUUUUUAAAUCUUUUUGCAUAGAAACCGUUUAUAAAUUGAACCAGCAGCAGCCGCAAAGAGGAAACGUUUAUGAAAAAGAUAAAAACGCAAAGGAAUGUAGAUGUAAAAUGUGACUUUAAAUGGGUGAUUUCUGUGUGUGUGUGUGUGUGUGUGUGUGUGUGUGUGUGUGUGUGUGCGAGCGAGUGAGCGUGAAGAAAAAGUGAAUUCUGUUGUGCGUUUCAUCAUAUUGCCAGCUGUUUAUUUUAUGUUUUUCUGCUCCUCUUCUCAGAUUUGUACCAGCAGUGCUCAGCUGAUCAGUAGGACAGAGACGACAGAUGGAUAUUAGUCUGAUGAUUCUGUUGUUAUCAUUAUUAUUGAUAUUGAUCUGUGGGGUGACUGUGGGAGGGGACCAGCCUUCUGAUGUUCAAUAUAUAGACACACAUUUGGAAUAAAAAAUUUUAAAAAAUUAAAAGAAAAAAAAAAUAUCAAUGUACCAA